Lytechinus variegatus (green sea urchin) is the source of this 2608-nucleotide messenger RNA. Its product is annotated as synaptogenesis protein syg-2-like. The record is from RefSeq and is a predicted model, not a curated record. The coding region runs from base 1 to 963 and encodes 320 amino acids. Gene Ontology annotation, molecular function: cell adhesion molecule binding. The transcript is spliced from 3 exons. Lineage: Eukaryota; Metazoa; Echinodermata; Echinoidea; Temnopleuroida; Toxopneustidae. Gene Ontology annotation, biological process: cell-cell adhesion. Gene Ontology annotation, cellular component: cell-cell junction.
AUGACUGAUACGCAAUCGGGCUGGCAAUACUUAGACAACACCAGUAUAAGUGUAACUGCUGGAGAGCCGUUUGGUAUCACAUGUGAAGCAUCUCGGGCAAGGCCUCCUGUGGUACUGCAAUGGGUGACACCUAAGGGUGUCUCCGCUGUUCAUCACGAUCAGUCGGAUGUCAUCCAUUAUGGAUCUUACAUCUCCUGGAGAACUUUGAUAAUCACAGCGUCCAGGAACGAUCACGGACAAAUUCUUAACUGCAUUACAUCACACCCAGAACUACAGAAAAAUAUUAGACGCUCAGUUAGUCUGAAUGUUCAUGUUCUUCCUUCCAGUGUGCUGCUCUUUCUAACUGGAGGUAACCAGUCACUCUCAACAGUCCUACACGUUCAAGAAGAUUCACCGACUUCAAUCACUUGUAAAAGUAUUGGGUCAUUCCCAGCAACUGAACUAUCAUUAUGGUUAGUUGGUGACUUUGGCAGGACUCCGAUCCACGCAAAUGUGUCAAGUAAUAGGAGCGUUUUAGACGACACUUUGUUUGACACUGAAAGUACCAUUACCAUUAGACCAGAUGCCACGAACAAUGGAAUGCACAUUGUAUGUUUCUCGAAUAUGGACGAUGUUUUCUUUGUUAAAGUACUGACAGUUAGACUAUUUGUUUACGGUCUACCAGACAAUGUCGUAAUGAUUGUCCGUGGUGAUAUGCUCGAAGGCUCUGAGACCAACAUAACAUGUACAGCUCUUAAUGGAUACCCCGCUCCUCACAUCCACUGGUAUAUCGGGUCAAGGAACGUCACAGGCAAUUCAUCUGUGAAGACAUCCAUUAAUAGUGCUGAUCGAUAUGAUGCUGAAAGCACUCUGACCAUCAUUACAAAUAGGUUUGACCACGGCAAACGUCUUCUCUGUCAGGCAACUCAACCUACUUCAUCCACUUUGUGUUCCGUGAAUAACACAAAGGUUUUGCAAAUAUAAUUUCAACCUUAGAUCAGGACGAUGACUGUAAUGAAAACCGAAAAUCACCAGAUUAUUCAGUUAUAAAAAAAUGAACAAUGAAGAAAAAUAUACAUAAAUAUUGACAACGGAAUUCAAAUGAAUUUCCGCAGUUCCACUCGACAAUGCUCCAUUUCGAUAAUUAAAGCAAGGUUUAUCAUGGCCGUACCCAUAUUUUUUUCCCGGGGGGGGGGGGGGUCAAAACGCAUGAAAUUUCUUAGGAAUGUUUCUCAAAGUAAUUAUUUUAUGUUCGCACAGAAAGUGAUGAUGCUGUUAUAAUCUUGAAUAUUGUUCCAACCAUACACGUGACUUCAUAUUGUUAACUGAGUACCCCCAAGUACUCCAGUUAAAAAUUGUGAUGAGGAUUAACACUUCCGUAAAUAAUUGAUCCUCUAUGCACUAGGCAGACGAUUUAACUAGAUAUUUAUUAAUCCAUGUCUAACAUUUAAUGACCAGUAUAUCAAUGGUGACAAUACAGUUGUUGCAUCUUUAUUUCAACAGUGGUCUAUGCAUAUGGCAUAUGAUGUAUAUACAUGUAUUUUUUCUCAUGUUGUUGGAUUGAUUUAGCAAAAAUAUAAACAAAAGGGAUAAAACCUGUUUCAUAGUUUUGUUCUGUCUGAUGUUGUGGAUGGGCAGGGUUGACAAGAAUGAUUCAAGUAAUUCCUGCUAUGAAUAGAUUGCGUGGGAACGUGUUCAUGGUAAUAAAAAACCCCGCCAAGUACCAUUUCAAAAUACACAUAGAAAAAAGUGAACACUCUUGUUAACAACCUCAACGAUGAUUUUGCUACAUUUAACUAAAGGUUAGUGAAGAAUAGAUUGGCGGUGCAUAUAGACACACGCAAUUUUGGUUGAUUGGGGUAUACCCGAUGUUUUCUUAGGACCAAAUGUAAUCAAAAGAGUAACUUAAAUGAAAUAACGAGAAAUCAUGACUAUACAUUGACAGGUGCAAUACACGUAAACGUGGAUGUCAGAGAAGUGAAAGCUGCAGAUUACCAACGCAUGCAUUAAAUUGGUAUCAGCCUCUAGAUGGAGCUGCGAUGACGCCAGUAAAUAAGGUCUUUAUUAAGUUAAUGACAUGUGAUGUAAUAAGUAAUUUCAAAGUUGUGUGUAUGUGUAGGGGGGUUAUCUGCAGUUUAUGUAAUUCAUUUAAAUGAAAUCCUAAUAAAAACAUGUUGAAAAAAAGUUAUGGCAUGGAGUGGCUAGGUUGUAAAUUGAUAAUUUGUUGUGUAUUAUUUGAGUGCCGAUUAACGGCAGUGGCAUGCUAAGAGUUAGCGGUGUCGAUUAGGAUCAAUAGGGUGAACUUUACACACAAUAAAUGUGUUCAGGAACACUUUCACUGAGUUACCUCUGAUUGUGUUCGUUUGGGCACAUGUGUCGUUACGGUUCUCUGGACGCCAUCCCACUCCAUUGUUUGAUGUAAGUAGGUUAUGCAAACUUCAACCUCAAAUCGGAUAAGAGAAAGAGCACACUCUCUCGCCAGAUCAUUGAAAUGCCGCCAUACACUUAAUAUAUCUAAUAUACAUAACAUCGUACUUUCAUUUUCAACCGUUGACAACUUAAGACAUCAUGUCGUUUUUUCGUAAUGUGCUUUAACGGCAUGGAUGAUUGAAAGUAAUCGAACAAAUUU